AUGCCGCUCACUCAGCGGGUUUUGCUGCAGCAGCAGCAGCAAAACUCGCUUGCAGUCUUGGCUGCUUUCUUCGAGGGAGGAGGAGCCAACAACGCGUCAGAAGGCGGCAAGCCGUCGGGAGAUGACGCCUCCCGCCUUCUUCGGGAGGGCCCCCCCCUCCGGCUAUCUGCCUCCGAGAGGGCGGCAGGCCGCACUUGCUGGACGGCACUGCGUACUGCCUUGUCAUCUCGAGCUGCGGCAGCGGCUGCUCCUGCAGAGCAGCAGCCGCUGACCCUCGCGAUUACCGUCACGCUGCAGUGUCUGGAGAAAGCCAUGGAAGAGCUGCAGCAUCAGAACGAGCAGGAGCGUGGGGGCGAGGAGGAGGUCGCAGAGAAGGGGCCCUUUAGGGGCCCUUCUUUGUAUGUCGUAGGUAUGGCAGUCGUUCUGGAGGCCCUGCUGGCUGCCGGCGCAAAGGCGCAGCUUCUCCCGCAAGCGGGAGAGCAACAGCAGCAGUUUUUGCGACAGCUUCUGCACCUUCUUCAGGCCGCAACCGUCGCUCCCGCUGCUCCUGAGAGGGCUUUUCUCUCACUUGUGCAGUCCUUGCGCCUCUGUAUGGGCAUCGAAUCUCGCAAAGAAGGAGCUGUUCGCACCGUCCCCAACGGCAGAUGCGGCCUCGUAGCCGGCAUCUCGCGCGGCUGCUUCGAGGUGCUUCUGCGUGUCGCAGCAGAAGUGCCCCACGUCUCUGCGCAGGCAGCAGCUCGGCGUCUCUUGCUACACGCACUCUCUAGGCUCUGCGAAGAGCUGCAGCAGGGGGAAACUGCGGCCUCGGCGACAGCCUCCUCGAGUCUAGGGGCCCUCACUACUGCGCUUAUCCGGGCGCUCAAGCAGCAGCAGCAGCAACAGCAACAGCAGCACCUGUCGGGGCAACAGGGCAGCAGCAGCGGAGCCAGGCUGCUGGUGCUGCUGCAGCGGAUGCUGCCUCAGCUGCUGGGGGCCCUCGGCCGCCGUCUGGAGGCCCUGCAGCGGCUGCCGCCGGAGCAGCAGCAGCAGCAGCAGCAGCAGAUGUUGAUGCAGCAGAAGGAAAAAGUUGAAGCCCUAUGCUUGUUGCUGGUGCAGAAGGGAUACAAGGGAAAGGUCCCCGCAGAGUGCUUGGAGGCAGUGGGAGUAAUCCUCACGGAGUUGUUGCAUCAGCGACGUGCAUUGCUGCUGCAGCUGCAGCAGCAGGAUGAGCAGCACGGCGAGCAGCAGCAGCAGCAUCAGACAUACAGCCUCUCCUCGCUCUGUCUUGCCUCGCAGCUGCUGCCGCGGCUGCUCUCCAAGAAGGGGGCCCUCUACUGCUGCACCAGCGGGGGCCCCCGGGACGUUGCCGCUUGGUGCGCCGCUAGUUCUGCUGCGGUUGCUGCCGUCAUGCUGUGGGCAAGCGAGAGUUUCGUGCAACAAGAGACGCGACAGGAGACAGGCACUGCAGGAGCGAGUGGCAAGUCAACAGGUGCAGCAGGAGCAGUAGCCGAUGCAGCGGAGGAUCAAUUGAUGGCCCUUAUGGACAGGCUCAGCCUCGAGGCUUCGCGACAUCAACAAGAACAGCAUCAACAACAGCAGGAGCAGCAGGGACGGAAUCGGAUGGGCGUGUGCUUAUCCUUAGUGCAACGCUUCGUGGCAGCCCUCGCGGAGAUUGUGAAUAAGGCCUCGGACCCAACCGCCGUAUCGGCAGCACUUAAGGCAGCAAAGCGGUUGGUGCUGCAGGCUCAAGUCACGAACGUGCCGCUAUACUCGGCUAUCAUCCCUCUCAUCAUGAGUUUGCUGCAUUACCGACACAAGACGCGCUGGCCUGAGGCCUUUGAACUGUGCACCGAAGCGUUGACUGCGUUGGAAUGUGCUUCUUUCGUGGAUUUCCUAGGAUGCAGUGUAGCAGACGCCAAGCCCAGCUGCCUCUCUCUUGUAAGCGUCACACCCUCAACCCCCAAACUGCAGAGGCUCUCGACGGCGGAGGGCAUCGCGCUCAGGCAGCUGGAAGAGGCUGCCGCGAUGGGGGGGGGCAGCGACGCGUCAAGAAAAAAUGCAGCUUUUUUGAAGGCGAAACAGCAGGAAAUCCGCUUUUACAAGUUCGUGCAGUACUUACCCUUGCCCCCUUUUGCGAAAAAGUCAAGCGAGGUUUCUGCAACUAUGGAUGGCGCUCCUUUGGGCCCUUUUCCAGCGCAGGGGAAGUCGGGGUGUAUGUUGUGCGAUAUGCUGUGGGUAGCCAUAUAUCGCGCGCUCCGGCAUACCCCUUCCUCCCCCGACACCCUACUCCACAUUCAAGCGCAUGGAGUUGAGGUCGGUUACUGCUGCAUUCGCUUUUUGUCCCUCAGGCCUCAGCUGGAGGUUGCUUUUGGAACUGCGGUGCGCGUGUUUGGCUGCAUGCGGCUCUUGGGAGAUGGACAGGAAGGCACACGCUUGCACCUCUCGCUCGCCGCUAAUGCUUCGGUCUCCUUUGAGGCCUUUGUGACGCGCAGUAAUGUCUGGAUGCUGCCGUUGUUACAGCGCUUCGUCUGCAGGGAUAGCCUGCAAUACUUUUGCAGGCACAUUUUACCAGCGGCUGCAGCCGUGCAGCGUCGGGCAGAGGAGGCGACAGCAAAUGGCCGUUCGAUAGAGAGCAAUGACUGGGUGCGAGUGCACAGGCAGCUCUGGUGUUUGCUGCCGGCCUUCGCUUCCCAGCCCUUAGAUUUGGAGGAGGUUCUUCAGGGGGAGACGACGCCUGAGGGAGGCAACGGCUCCCCGCGAGACGGGGAGGAAGCUUCAAAGCCCGCACAGCUGCUUCCCAGGAUAUUGGAGUUGUUGCACGACGCCUUCCUCAGGGAAGCCGCGUGCGCCGCCAUUGUUGCUCUCUCCAGGUCUGCAGCCGCACCAGGCGGGCAUACGGCCCAGCAGCAACAACAACAGCUACAACAGCAGCAGCAGCAGCAGGCAGCGCUGCUGUGCUUCGGGGCAGGGAGUGGUGGAAAACGCGCGCCGACACCAGCGGGGGCUCGCGUCUUACACUGUUUGCAGCAGCUUGCUGACGCUGCUGCUGCUGCGUCUCCAGGCGACACGGCAGCAGCAGAUGCAGCACAAGCUGCCGUGCAAGCAGCAGCGGCCGCCGCAGCGCGUGCCGCUCGCAUUUGCUGCCCCGCAGACAGCAGCUUGCUGCCUGCCGCAGUCACGGCUGCAGCAACAUCCCACAGCAACCGUCGAGCCCUCUCUGCCUUCGCCGAGGAGACUCUCGGGUUCUUGACGGUUCGGUAUUUGCUGUUGCACAAGGACGUAGCAGCGGGAGCUGCGGCAGCCAGACCAGCGGAGGCGGUGUUUGCUGCGCUGUCGCCCUCCGCGAAGGCCAAAGCUGCGCAGCAGCUGCUCCAAGCAAUUCAGGCCUUUGCGCCGCUCUGCCCGCGUGCUUUGAUGGAAUCAAAUGUGAAACGCUUCUCGUCAGCCCUUCUAGCGUCUGCGGCUUCUGCGUCCAUCGCGGCGUCUCCCGCACUCGCCCCGAAAGAGUGUGCAGCGUUGGUUGAGGUCUGUGACACCUUGCGGCCCUUCACGGCGGCAGACACGGGCGCCGAUCUCUUCCAGGCGUUGCUCGCUCUGCUGAGACGCUGCUCCAGCGCACUAAGCGGCAGCAGCAGCAACUCCGGCAGCAGCAGCAACACCGUCCUGCUGCUGCGGACGCUGCAGCGGAAGGCAUACGGAGCUCUGAAGCAUACACUUGACGACGCCGAGCAGCAUUCGGGGUUUGUGGUCGGGCAGCCACAGUUGUUGGAGGUGUGGGCAGCCCUCAAGGAAAGCCGAGGCACUACCGCAGCGGCCAUUGACUUAAAACAAAGGCUCGGCUGUCUCCUCGCGCUUCUGCAGUCCUUCGACAGACACCGCACGGCGUUCCCCGAGUCUGAGUGGGAAGGGCUGCUGCAAGAGGUGCUGCCUGCGGCGGUGCCUGAAGUACUGCUGUCUCUAAAGGACCCCAACAAGAAGAGCCGCGAAAUCGCUGCUGCUGCUCUCGAGGCCCUCGUCAAGCUCUGUGAAGACAAACAGCUUCACUUAUCCGCCCUGGCUACGUUUGUCGCUGCUGGCUUCGGCGGUCUUGCACCCGAAAUCGGGGGCCCUCAGGGGGACCAAGGGGCACCUCCUCCGUUACUCAAAUCCGCGGCAGCCCUCGCCUUAGGGAGACUCCUUGACCUCUACGGUGAUGAGCUUCCCCACAGCCAAAUCCAGCAGUGGGCAAAGGUUGGAUUGUUGCUGCUCAAGGAUCACAACCGCAUCGCCUUUCUCGCAGGCCUUCACUUCGCAAAGGCAUGCAUUCGUGCUGGUGACAUGGAUGACUUGGCCGCCUGGUUGCCUUCGAUGCUCGCCGCCCUGGAUAAUCCAAAUGCUGCAAAAGCUCGCAUGAAGAUCCGCCGUUUGAUUGAAAAGCUGUGCAAAUUGAUGGGCGAAGAGGCUCUAGAGAAGGCCAUGCCAGAGCAGCACAUCCCUUUGUUGCGCUACAUCCUUCGCUCCGAGAGGCGGCGAACUAUUCGGCGGCUCAUCCAACAGACUCUGAAGGGAACGGCUGACUCGGCUGAUGAGAGUGAAGGCUCCGAGGAGGAGCGAGGAGGUGGUGAGGAAUCCGAGACGGACGCAGAUUCGGAGGACGAUGUCGCCGUCGAUGAGAAGGUUGCGCCACCACGCAAGGCGAAGGCCAGAGGGGAGGAAUUGCGGGUUGAGAGCCGAGGCGUUGAAGCCGUAGGGAUAAAAUCUCUGUUAGAUGCCUUUGAAGAGGAAAGCGAAAACGAGCGAAGGUCCAGGCGAAAGCGACAAUCAACAGGGGCUUCUUCUUCGGGCAAUCUGUGCAUCUUCGAGGAUGGGGACGGGGCUGACGCAUCGUCUGCUGUUUUAGACUUCUGCGGUGUAUCCGCUGCUCAGCAGAUUCUCGUUGGCAUGCAGCCGAGAAAAGACAGAAAGACAGAGAAUGCCGGUAGAGGAGCGAAGAGAGAACGAAAAUUCAGUCAGGUGAAGGUCAACGAAGACGGUAAAAUCGUCAUCGAGGAUGAAGAAGAGAAUGAUGGUCAGGAGACGCAAGCUCCCAAGUUCUCUAUUGGCAAGAAGACACCAGCCGCGGGUCGCCGCAAAGGCUUAAAGGCAACCGCUGCUUCUUCCCCUGCUGCGGCCAAGUCCAACAACCCCGACAGAAGCCCGGCCACGACUGGAAAGCGAGUAACUCUGAGCUGUCUGGCCGCUCGGCGUGCCGCAUUACGCGAGAUGCGGAAGAAGCAGAGCGGCGGGCACUUCGUGCAGCGCAGCGGAGAAGAAUUUAAGGCCAAACGCGCCCAGGGAGACCUUAAACUCAAAGCAGGAAUGGAUCCUUACGCCUUCGUGAAGCUCAAUAGGGGCGUGCUGAAAGAGAAGUAUAGGGCUCAAGCUGUUAGGGUCAGUCAAGUUGCAAUCCGACUCGCAGAGCCCUUGCUGAUCGCAGAGAAUGCUGGAGCCGAGCCCUCACCGAGGGGCGACGGUGCAACUAUGGAAAGGGGCGUCAUGUGUCCAUACGGGGCAGAAGCAGAUAGCGAGGGAAACGAAGGCUAA
Molecule: messenger RNA, 5541 nt
Organism: Cyclospora cayetanensis
Lineage: Eukaryota; Apicomplexa; Conoidasida; Eucoccidiorida; Eimeriidae
Exons: 20
Coding region: 1-5541 (1846 amino acids)
Source: RefSeq, a predicted model, not a curated record